CGGAGCGGGAGGAGGAGCCCGCGGGCCUCAGCGACAGCGAGAUGUCGGCCGGCGUGGCAGCAGAUCGCAGCCCGCGCGAGGAGGAGGACGGCGGCGGCAAGUGCGAGAAGCUGCUGUCGGCCGGCGAGGAGGAGGCGGCGGCCCCCAAGCCGCGGAAGAAGCGCUCCCGCGCCGCCUUCUCCCACGCGCAGGUCUUCGAGCUGGAGCGGCGCUUCAACCACCAGCGCUACCUCUCGGGCCCGGAGCGGGCAGACCUGGCCGCCUCGCUCAAGCUCACCGAGACGCAGGUGAAGAUCUGGUUCCAGAACCGGCGCUACAAGACCAAGCGGCGCCAGAUGGCCGCGGACCUGCUGGCCUCGGCUCCCGCCGCCAAGAAAGUGGCGGUGAAGGUGCUGGUGCGGGACGAUCAGAGACAGUAUCACCCGGGGGAGGUGCUGCGGCCGCCCUCGCUGCUCUCGCUGCAGCCCUCCUACUACUACCCCUACUACUGCCUGCCCGGCUGGGCGCUCUCCACCUGCGCGGCCGCGGCCGGCACCCAGUGACCCGCUCUCGGACUACGCGCCUCGGACAGUAUUUAUUGUGAUUAUUUUAUUACGAUUAUUUUUAUUAUAUUAUUAUUAUUAUUAUUGGGGCGGUUUGUUUGUCUCCCUUCUCCCGCGCCCUCCUGCCGAGUUUGCAAGCCACCCCCCUCCCCGAAGCCGAGGACUCGCCACGCCGCCCGCGGGAUCCGUGUUGCCCAGACGAUGCGGGGACCGGCGAGUUCCCGCCUCGCGUGGCGGCGGGUGCGGAGUGCCGGAGCCCCGGGCGGGCAGGGCCGAGCACGGACUCCCGCCGCGGCUGGGAGCUGACAUUUUCUUCCCUGCUCCUCUUCCGCCUCGUCGCGAGCCUUGUAUGGUGCUGAAUGUACGGCCGGCUCCUUGGCGGGGCCCCGCUCCGCGCGGCCGAGGGCACGGGGGCGACACCUCGACCCCAGACCGAAAAGCCAGACGUGUUUUUUUUCCCCCCUCCUCAGAUCUGUCCUUGUUUGGAGAGGGGGGGGAGGGAGGAGGUAAGACCUUUUCGCACUUUCCAGUUGUAUUAAAGUCGUUGUUUUUCUAUUCAAUGUGAAUAUUUCUAGUCAGGCUUUUUCUAUAAAAAAAAAAAAAAAAAAAACCAAACCAAAAAACAAAAUCGAUGUCACGGGGAGUGUUUUUGUUUUUGGGUUUUGUAGUACCAUUCAGUGCCUUUUCCUCAGCAAACCUCUCCUCGCGGGCUGUGCUGGUGACCCGGCUCAGUCGUGUCACAAGAGGCUCUUUCUUUCUAGGUAACUCGUGGCUUCUCUCUCUCUCUCUCUCUCUCUCUCUCUCGAUGGCACUGUGCACUCCACCCGGUUAUUUACUGCAGAUGAAUUGUGAAUGUCUGUACGCUACCCGCUGUACCUUUCUUUUUUUUAAUUUAUAAACGUUUAGUUGAACA
Gavialis gangeticus (Gharial) is the source of this 1455-nucleotide messenger RNA. RefSeq names its product NK3 homeobox 2 (gene NKX3-2). Gene Ontology annotation, biological process: cell differentiation; regulation of transcription by RNA polymerase II. Lineage: Eukaryota; Metazoa; Chordata; Crocodylia; Gavialidae. Gene Ontology annotation, cellular component: nucleus. Bases 42 to 542 code for a protein of 166 amino acids. Gene Ontology annotation, molecular function: RNA polymerase II cis-regulatory region sequence-specific DNA binding; DNA-binding transcription factor activity, RNA polymerase II-specific. The record is from RefSeq and is a predicted model, not a curated record. The transcript has 2 exons.